This is a messenger RNA of Lottia gigantea (owl limpet), 537 nucleotides long. RefSeq lists its product as hypothetical. NCBI's taxonomy places the organism in Eukaryota, Metazoa, Mollusca, Gastropoda, Lottiidae. The record is from RefSeq and is a predicted model, not a curated record. The transcript has a single exon. The coding region runs from base 1 to 537 and encodes 178 amino acids.
AUGGCGAGGAAAAAGGCGGGAAAGCGAGGAAAAAGCGAAGAAAAGGGCGAGAAAGCGAGGAAAAAGGCGAGAAAGCGAGGAAAAAGGCGAGAAAGCGAGGAAAAGGCGAGAAAAAGGGCGAGAAAGCGAGGAAAAAGGCGAGAAAGCGAGGAUAAAAAAAAGACGAGGGAAAAGGCGAGGAAAAAGGCGAGAAAGCGAGGAAAAGGGCGAGAAAGCGAGGAAAAAGGCGAGAAAGCGAGGAAAAAGGCGAGAAAGAGAGGAAAAAGGCGAGAAACGGAGGGUAAAAAAAAGACGAGGGAAAUGGCGAGGAAAAAGGCGAGAAAGCGAGGAAAAAGCGAGGAAAAAGGGCGAGAAAGCGAGGAAAAAGGCGAGAAAGCGAGGAAAAGGCGAGGAAAAGGGCGAGAAAGCGAGGAAAAAGGCGAGAAAGCGAGGGUAAAAAAAGACGAGGGAAAAGGCGAGGAAAAAGGCGAGAAAGCGAGGGUAAAAAAAGACGAGGAAAAAGGCGAGAAAGCGCGGAAAAAGCGAAGAAAAAAGUAG